Messenger RNA from Lycium ferocissimum, 582 nucleotides. Its product is annotated as putative fasciclin-like arabinogalactan protein 20. Lineage: Eukaryota; Viridiplantae; Streptophyta; Magnoliopsida; Solanales; Solanaceae. The transcript has 2 exons. The coding region runs from base 1 to 582 and encodes 193 amino acids. The record is from RefSeq and is a predicted model, not a curated record.
AUGGCAGCUCUCAACCAUUUCUGUCUCUUCAUCCUCACCGUUGCUUUUGCUUCAUUCCUUUAUCUCUCCGCCGUUAACGGCCAGCACUCACCGGAAAUGGAAUCAGUAAUCAACGCAACAAACGCAAUGUCCAGCUCAGGCUACAUCACUAUGUCCGCCAUUAAUACAAAGCUUCACAAAUCUCUCUUCCAUUGGACUAAACUCAACCUCACUGGCUUCACUAUCUUCGCUCCUAUCGAAUCCGCUUUUACCUGUAAUAAUGUCUCCGGUAAGAGAGAAGCUCCGUCUUUCGAAACUGUUCUUCACUAUUCCCCUGUUUAUCUCCCUUACCGUACGCUCUGUUUUUUGACGGAAAUCCCUACUAUUUUUGUUAACAAAUAUCUCGUCGUUACUAGUGAAAUCCUUGAUUCUGAGAUCUCAAUUGGCUUCGUUAAAAUCUCUGUACCGCCGAUCUAUGAUGACGGUUAUGUCAUUAUUUACUCUGUUGAUCAAGUAUUCGACAUCAGUUUCACUAAGGAUAAAAAAGUAGUGCAUAAGAAGAGCUCAUCAAAUGGAAGUAUUACUCGAGAUCCAGAACUUUGA